GCUGAGUAUCCUUUUUAAAAAAAAAAUGAAUGAUUAGAACGUGUGACACGAUGUAGAGGUGGAUGGAGACAAGUUUUCCUUCUCCGGAAGGGAGCUUGUAGGGGAGAAGGGAGAACUCGGUCCAGACUGUCUUCUAAGGUUCCUUACGCCCGGCGCUGCAGCUUCCGAAAGCCGCCUAUGCUUGCUAGGCGCGACAGCCCUGAGCGCCCAGACCCUCUGCUCCCCUGGCCCAGGCUGGCAGGGGAGAAGGAAGCUGCUGUGAUGUCACAGCUGCAUUGCCCUCUCCCCCUUCUCCUACAGGCGCUCCAACUGUGUCAUCCAUCUGUGCUGCGCGAUGCAGGUGGAGGCUCUGCCGCCGAGGUCUAGACAGGCAGACUGCCUCUCCUGUGCCGAUUGAAGGGGUGUAGUUUGCAAAGUGUACCUGAGUUGCAAUUUCUGAGCAGUUCUGUCCAGGUGACCGUACCCAGGUUAUGACGACUAAUCCAAAACCAAACAAAACAUUAAAGGUCAAGGAGGAGUCGGGAGAGAACGCCCCGGUGCUCAGUGACGAUGAACUCGUGUCGAUGUCUGUGCGGGAGCUGAACCAGCACUUGAGAGGUCUGACAAAAGAGGAGGUCAUCCGCCUGAAGCAGCGGCGGCGCACGCUUAAGAACCGGGGCUACGCCGCCAGCUGCCGCAUCAAGCGUGUGACGCAGAAGGAGGAGCUGGAGAGGCAGCGGGUGGAGCUGCAGCAGGAGGUGGAGAAGCUCGCCCGGGAAAACAGCAGCAUGAAGCUAGAGCUGGACGCCCUGCGCUCCAAGUACGAGGCGCUGCAGACCUUUGCCCGCACCGUCGCCCGGGGGCCCAUCACUCCGACCAAAGUUGCUGCCACCAGCGUCAUCACCAUCGUGAAGUCGGCAGAAAUCUCGUCUGUUUCUGUGCCAUUUUCAGCAGCCUCCUAGUGUCCAAAGUGGCAGAACUAGCAGCCCUUUUGGAAGGGAGAGUAGGAUCUUGUUGAUGGGUUUAGGAGCCUGCCUUCCUGAAAGAUCAGCAAUCCAUUUUCUCCCCCAAAGCUACCAAGUGGACUCUGCAAAGGGGGAAACUAAUGGGCUGUUCUUGCUGGGCACUUCAGGUUCUGUCAAGCUGCUUGUGGCUGAAAUGGGAAUGCCAUAUCAAGUAGUAGGUAUUGCACGAGGGGUCUUGCACAACUCCUCCUCACAGCCUCUUUAAGUCCAAGGCAGUUCCCCAGUCGAGAGAAGACAUCAGGGUAUUCUCCAGAACAUUUUGGAGUGAAACUGAACCACUCAGAAACGGAUGGCCUGGCAGAAUUGACAGGCAAGUUGAAUAAAUGAAGAACAGCCUCUUCCUUCUUUCAGAAAAAAAAUAUAUGUCCGAUCGUAGUCAGCUUUAUGUCAGUCACAGAAUGGGCAAUUGGCUCUGGAGCAGCUUAUGCUGAGAGUUCAUCAGAAUGUCAUAGAACAAUGUCUUAUCUCUCCAGUUAUGGAAACACCUUUACAGGUGAAUUUCCACCUUUGGUGUGGUUAUCUCCCCUUCCCUUUGCCGUGUGGCUUAGCAAACAGAGCAGUAUCUACAAUGCAAAAAUGUCUCUCUAGCUACUUCCCCACAAUGUGCCUGUGAGUCAGAUGUCUUUUUAAAAAUGUAGUCUUGUUACUUCUAAAUCAAUAUUCUCUCUCUCUCUCUCUCUUGCUUUCUCUCUCUUUCUCAUAACAAUAACUAUUAGAUCUAGACUGAACAACGCUGCAGAGAAAAGGAAAUGGGAAAGUGUUAAGAGUGUGGGGAUGUGGGUGGGCUGUAAAAAAGAGAGAGAUACUGUUAACGGCAGGAAGCCCGUGCUCUGACAAGGUGUUCUCUUACAGGGUCUGCUAAAAGGCCUGUAAAGCAGAAGCAUGCAGGAGAAGACAAGAAAGUUUCACGUAAGAGACAGAAACAAGUGUGACAUCAACACAAAGCCUUAACAUAACCUCUUUCUGACUUCACAAGAGCUCUUUUUGGUGCUCUUUAAUGUCAAAAGACAACAUAUGGCAAAGAUGAGUGAGUGAUGAAAACAAAGAGCAGUGUUCUUGGACGAGCUGCCUAGUAGAUGUAAAUAUCUACAAGGGAACAGAUCCUUGGAGAUAAUCUCAAGACCAGGGCAUAGAUGAAAUGUUGCCAAGGAAUGCAAGAAGGUUUGAAAAUGCAAGAAGGUUUCUUUCUCAAGUAAUUGCAAAGUUGGGACAGGGGAUGGGUGGAGAAAUGUGUUUCGUGGAUCUGAGACAGGAAGGAUUAGAGCUGAUUGGUUCGUGGUGGGGAGGGCAGAAGAGGACUUGGGAGGUGGGGUGGAAGAGUGGAGGGAGAGGAAAGCAGAGAUUUUUGAAUUUAGUGGGGAAAGAGAGGAGUUAAAGUUUGUAAAUGAGUUUGUAAAAUCCAAGGAAGUAAGGAAAAGCAACAGGUUUUCGGAUUAAAUGAAAAGGAAGGACCUCGUACAAGUUGAUUUAAGCUGUGCCUGCAAGACAAGUAAUCUUCCUCUUCCUUAGCAAAAGGUACUCCUUUAAGGUUCCCAAAUAAAAAGAGGGAGGACCCUGAGGCUUGGAGCCAAAAUGCCCCAUGUGGCAACACUUUAGAUGGCCUGCACCAUUUUAGACUGCUGGUGUAAGAUAGGACCUUUUGAAUGCUGCCUCCUCACCAGAUACUCGACACAUAAGCCCCAAGUAAGCUUACCAGAAUAAAAAAGCUACCCUGGAAUUUCUCCCUGACUUGCUCCUUUUGGAGGAUGGCAUCCUUUUACAGGGAAGAAGCUCUGUUUUGCACAUUAUGCACCACUCUGUAUAUUGAUAACAGGGCUGGAGAACUUCGAAAACAGAGCUGAACCAUUGCAUAUUGCCGGUGGGGCAAUCUGUGACGUGGAUUUGAACCAGGGCGGGCCAGUGAAGAUGCUGGUGGCGAUUUAAACCUUGUGUGUGUUCCCAGAUAGCCAAUUCCAACUUUACUCUUACUCUAUGUGUGCAUUUGCUGCUGCAGGAGUGAUACUCUGCCUGACACACCACUGCUUGACAUUAUCAUUGAUGGUGGUAAGCAGAAACCACACUCCCUUUAGUGGAGUUAGGAACACGGAUGGUAUAUCGCCCAUGGCAGUUGGGUGCAUGUACAGGGCAGAUCCUUUACCAACACUGCCGCUAACACCUACUGUGUCUACACUCAAUAAGAGUUAGCAGGGUUGCACACUUGCAGCACCCGCAAGGAAAAUAAAACAAAAACCAAGUCAUCUAUUCAAGACUUAAAUUCCUACCAGCCCACUGUUCUGGUGGCUUAUUUUCUGAGUCUUGAGAUGUGACUUUUUUUUAGGAUUACCUCAUUUCUUUCCAGGCCUCACAUUACCCUCUAGAAGCCAAGCUGAUGUCCUGUGUUUUAACCCAUGCCUUUUUUGACCCCCUCAGCAAAGGUUGAGGAAGAAAAAAAAAUCACACAAUAUUGCUCUUAUUUCCUGUAAAAAAUUAUUUUGGAAAAUGCCCUGGAUCUCUGCAAGCUUCUCGAGUUCUUAAAGCAGAGAAAGGUUUUAGAUAAUUUGCACUGUUGGAGCUUUGGAAAACAAAUAAGGCUGGCCAUUGUGGGCUUAAGGAUGCCAGGAUGCUUCAUAACCUCCCCCUGCCCCACCCCAGAAUUUAUUCUCGAGAAGGAAACCGCUGCGCACAGCUCAGGACCAUCUCAUAGCUGAGCAAUGCGGAAUUUGUGGCCCUCCAGAUGUUGCAGGACUACAGCUCCCACAAUCCCUCACUCGUAGCCUUGUUGGCUGGGGCAGAUGGGAAAUGGUGCUCAACCACAUAUGUAUGGCCACAGGCUCACUGUCAUAGCCAGAACCCUGAAAACGAGAGAAUAGUGUUAACCUCUGUUUCAUCAUAGAGAUAACGAAAGACUAGACUUGCUCAAAAGCUGCCAUACGAAGGGCAUCACCAAUAGGAGCUCCUACGUUGACUCCAGAAAUUGUUCUGUACAGGCUGUGCCCAGUUGACCCCCAUACAGGGCUAGAGUCCCAUAGAUGUGCAGCUCUUGGGUUUCCUUGAAUGUGUUUCAUGGGGUUUCCUUUCAGAAUAAGAACAGAGACAGACAUUUUCUUGAGUAGUGUUUCUUUGCAACUGAGUAAUCACCUGCCUCCCUCAGUUCUAGGAAAGUGGGCCAGAGGUGCAGGCAAGCAAUUGCUGAUUUUAGAAAAGAAACUGGUAGGAGACGCUCCAACAACAAUCUAACUGAAACUGUGUUUGCAGUCAGCGGAAUUAAGGCUUCAGCCUUAGGGUUUAGCUCUUAGCAGCUGUGUGUUUACCACCAGCUAGUUGCUGCUUACUCUCCCCAUAGGGUAGUUGCUAGAAAACCUUUUCCUCCAUAGGUGGUCUGCAGGCACAUGAAGCAUCUAGAAUUUCCGUGGAUAAUACGAUAAUCUCUGAGGGAGUGACCUCAGCCUGAUCUCUGCCGCUAAUUUGAGAACUAAGAGCAGCUUCUGUGGGGCAAAGUGACAUCAAACAACCCAACCAACACCAGGACUACGUACCUUUGUAAUUUGAUCAGGAGCAAGAGGCCGAAGGCAUUAUUAAAGCUGUCGUUACCAUAGCCAUGGUAGGUAAUCCAUAUUGGAUAUCAUUUAAGGACCAUGUGGAAAUAUGUGAGAGACACACUUAUAGAAACAUAUAUAAAUAUAUAUAGAUAUAUAUAUAAUAAAUGCAUAAUUAUAUACAUUUUAUCGUACAGAUUUUUUUGUAAAA
Messenger RNA from Podarcis raffonei (Aeolian wall lizard), 4730 nucleotides. RefSeq names its product MAF bZIP transcription factor K (gene MAFK). The coding region runs from base 471 to 941 and encodes 156 amino acids. Gene Ontology annotation, molecular function: DNA-binding transcription factor activity, RNA polymerase II-specific; RNA polymerase II cis-regulatory region sequence-specific DNA binding. Lineage: Eukaryota; Metazoa; Chordata; Lepidosauria; Squamata; Lacertidae. The record is from RefSeq and is a predicted model, not a curated record. Gene Ontology annotation, cellular component: nucleus. Gene Ontology annotation, biological process: regulation of transcription by RNA polymerase II. The transcript has 3 exons.